Molecule: messenger RNA, 9281 nt
Organism: Hemicordylus capensis (graceful crag lizard)
Lineage: Eukaryota; Metazoa; Chordata; Lepidosauria; Squamata; Cordylidae
Gene: TNS3
Product: tensin 3
Exons: 32
Coding region: 226-5028 (1600 amino acids)
Biological process (GO): dephosphorylation
Molecular function (GO): phosphatase activity; protein binding
Source: RefSeq, a predicted model, not a curated record
AGUUUUGUCAAUGCACAGCUUGGAUAACAAAUGCAGGGCAAGUUCUAAAGAGUUCCAAAAAGAGCAGAGGUGGGUGACAGCUAAAUGGUCAAAUACUAGCAGGUUAGAAGAUCACAGUCUGGUGUCAAUAUUAAACAAAGCAAGGAGGAUUUGGUGCAAAUGUAUGGCUUCAGAAAGGAAACUGAAAAGUGGCGCUGAUGGACCUGAAGCACUGAACUUGAUUACAUGAAGUGGAGGCAGGAAGGACAUCAGGAGCUGGAGCAACUAAUGGGCUGUAGGGUGAGUGUGGCUUGCCUGGGAAAUGAAUUGUGCACAAUUCCUCUGGAUCAUCACUGCCUGAUACAAGACAAGCCAGAGAUCAUGAAUCAGGCUGACAAGAUUUCGUCUGGAAUUUUGGCUGGUGGGCUAAGUGAGCCAGAAGAGCUUGCUUCAAAUUCUCACACAUUCAAGAGCAAGAACUUCAAGAAACCCAGAGCUUGCAAUACCUGCAAACAAAUCAUUGACCAGCAAGGCGUUUCAUGCAGAGUCUGCAAGUAUGCUUGCCACAAGAAAUGUGAAGCAAAGCCAGAUCACUCUGAUUCUUUUGUGAACCAUGUAACCAGAACAACUUCCAGCAGUUUUAUGAAAAGCUCAUCUUUCUGUUGUGAUAAGCUGUCUGAAAGUGCAGACUUUGAUCACAUUAUGGAGGAAGGUUAUGAACUUGACCUAACUUACAUCACUGAGCGAAUCAUUGCUGUAUCCUUCCCAGCCAGCUGCUCAGAGGAAACGUACCUUCACAACCUUCAGAAUGUAACUCGGAUGCUUAAAUCCAAACACGGGGACAACUACCUGGUUUUGAACCUGUCUGAGAAAAGAUAUGAUCUUGCAAAGCUUAACCCAAAGAUUAUGGAUGUGGGCUGGCCUGACCUUCAUGCCCCACCACUUAACAAGGUGUGCACCAUAUGCAAGGCCAUGGAAUCCUGGCUGAACAGUGACUCUCAGCGUGUGGCGGUGAUCCAUUGCCGAGGUGGAAAAGGAAGAAUAGGAGUAGUCAUAUCUUCAUAUAUGCACUUCACAAAUGUGUCUGCAAGUGCGGAUCAAGCCCUAGACAGAUUUGCUAUGAAGAAAUUCUUUGAUGAUAAAGUUUCUGCUCUAAUGCAACCAUCCCAGAAAAGAUAUGUGCAGUUUUUGAGUGGCCUUCUCUCUGGAUCUGUAAAAAUGAACACAACCCCUCUCUUCUUGCACUAUGUUAUCCUGCAUGGAAUCCCAAGCUUUGAUGCUGGUGGAGUUUGCCGACCCUUUUUGAAAUUGUACCAGGCCAUGCAACCAGUUUAUACAUCAGGAGUAUAUAGUGUGGGGCCCGAGAAUCAAAGCAAAAUCUGCAUUGCAAUUGAACCAGCUCAGCUGCUCAAAGGAGAUAUUAUGCUGAAGUGUUACCACAAAAAAUACCGAUCUGCCACCCGUGAUAUCAUUUUCCGCCUGCAGUUCCACACAGGUGCUGUUCAGGGACAUGGCCUGAUAUUCAGCAAAGGGGACUUGGAUAACGCGAGCACAGAUGAUCGUUUUCCUGAUUAUGGAAAGGUUGAAAUGGUGUUUUCAGGAUCCCCAGAGAAAAUCAAAAGAAGUGAACACCUGCAGAAUGACCAUGGGGUGAUAGUGGACUACAACACUUCUGAUCCAUUGAUUCGCUGGGAUUCUUAUGAAAACAUGAGUCCUGAUGGGGAAGUGUUGCACACCCAGGGCCCCAUUGAUGGCAGCCUGUAUGCUAAGGUGAGGAAGAAAAGCUCCUCUGAUACUAGCAUCCCCAGCGGAGCCCAAGGUGCUGUGACUAGUAGCCCAGACCACAGUGAUCAUACCCUGUCUGUUAGCAGUGACUCAGGACACUCUACUACUUCAAUAAGGACAGACAAGACUGAAGAGCGUCCCCCUGCAGGAACCAAGAGAGUCUUGAGCCUCCAAGAGAAGGAAGAGCUGGACCAGUUGCUUAGUGGCUUUGGCCUAGAGAACUCGAUCAGUCCACUCAAGGAUAUGACCGAUGCCCAAAGCAAGUACAGUGGGACUCGCCACAUAGUUCCAGCCCAAGUUCACGUGAAUGGAGAUGCCAAGCAUAAGGACAGGGAAACGGAUAUUCUGGAUGAUGAGAUGCCCAACCAUGAUCUACACAGUGUGGAUAGCAUUGGGACUUUGUCAUCUUCUGAAGGGCAGCAUUGCAACCACCUUGGGAACUUCAACUGCCAUAAGAGCAGUCAGAAUUCCCUCCUGUCGGAUGGCUUUGGGAGUAAUACUGGGGAGGAGCACCAUAGCACUCUGGCCCCAGAUCUAGGGAUUGGAGUCGACCCCAUGUAUGAGAGAUCUUUUGGAAGUACUGAGCCAAAGCAAUCUCAGCAACUUACAAGGAAUCCUCCUGUUUCCACCCAGGCUCAGCCCUACAGCCCCAGUAGCUAUUCAACCCAGACCUGGGUGCGCCAACAGCAAAUGGUCAUUGCUCACCAGUACAUCUAUUCUCCAGAGAAUGAAGUAAGGCUUGGUGUUCAGAGUCCAGUUGAGAACCUGCAGAGCCCAGCAAGAAUUCCAGAUACCCCCACCCGUGGAUCAAGCAGCAGAGAUGCUGUACAGAGGGGGCUGGGAAGUGUACCCCUUUCUAACAACAUUGCAGAAGCCCCGGGCCCUGAAGUUUUUAAAUCAAGAUUAGUCUCUGAGAAGGGUGCAAAUGAUCUUGAUCUGAGAUUGAAUCCAGGAAGCCAUGCAGGGGGCUUGCCGUCCUCCCCCACUCUGGAUAUUGAUCAGUCGAUUGAGCAGCUGAAUAGGUUAAUUUUGGAACUGGAUCCGACGUUUGAGCCUAUUCCUACCCGUAUCAAUGCCACCAGUGCUGGAGACACGAGUCAGCUGAAUGGCUUUGCCAGCCCUGAAAUAGACAUGGGAGGACAUGGAAUGAGCCCCAGAUUCCAUGGGAAAACGGAGGUCAUCGACAAAAAUCUGCCCCAGCAGGCUCCAGGUUCCCAGGAGGAUGGAGUACUGGGGGGACGGAGCAGAAAGUUCAGCCUUGGACAGUAUGACAAUGAUAUCCCAACUCAACCAUUGUAUACAAAGAGUGGAUGGAAAACACCUUCUGCCAUAGAGCAGCCUGAAAGUCCUGGUUUAGUAGUUCCUGGGAGAGAUACCAAAGAGAUGGGUGUUGCACACCACCAGGAAAGUCUUGAUGAAGCAGAUGGUAGUAUCUUCUCACCAACAAAAAAUGGAAAUGAAACAGUCCCAGCAACUCCAGCAUUUCCAGUUUCACCAGAGACUCCUUAUGUGAAAACUCCCCUGCAUUACCACCAACUGAGCCCAUCUAACCAUCAAAGCUGCAUCCCAUUGGAGAUGUUCAGAACUGCUCAUGAACCUCGAGGUUACAUGGAAGGCCUCAACCACUCCAUUGUGAUGUCUGACAGCCCCACAGGUCCAGAUUCGAAAUUGUUGCGGACUGACAUGCAGACAAAUCCUUCCUGCCAGAGGCCUUUUGCAGCUACUUGCACAGUUUCAAAUAAUAGCCCUGUUCCGAGAGGAGAAAGUCCUCAUUCAAGUGAACACACUUGGCAACAAAAUGGUUCUAAAUCCUCCUUCACACCCCAGUUUUCAAGAGUGAGCAACAGCAGACCUGCAGGAAGUUACCUCAUAUCUCCAGAGUUUUUUACUCCUGUCCAAGAUGGCUCACUCUUCCAGACCAAGGGACUCCAAGCUGGGUCAUUGAACAGCCAAGAUAAUGCAUCCACUGGGCAACAGCGGGAUCUUGCGGUGUCUACCAGUGUCCGUACUUGCUUUAAUUAUGGUGGGACCAACAGUAAUCAGCCACUGGAGGAGAAACCAGCUGCUUUAAUGGCAAAUGCAAAUGGAUCCCCCAAAACUAUAAGAUCACCAGUGGACAGCAGCUUUUUGCCACACAGCUUUCUUGCAUCAACUUCUGGACACAACAUCCAGAACAGUCCAAAUCAACAACAGGGAAUAAACAUGCACCCUCAACCCCCUCUUCCAGAGAAGAAGAGGACUUCAGAGGGAGAACGGUCUUUUGGCUCUGUCUCACCUUCGUCAAGUGGCUUCUCCAGCCCACAUAGUGGAAGCACAAUCAGCAUCCCAUUUCCGAAUGUUCUUCCAGAUUUUUCUAAAGUUCUCAGCACUUCCCCAUUGCCAGAAAAUGCAAGUGAUAAGCACGUGACAGUCAAGUUUGUCCAAGACACAUCCAAGUUCUGGUACAAACCGGAGAUUUCAAGAGAGCAAGCCAUUGCUGUUCUGAAGGACAAGGAACCCGGUUCUUUCAUCGUCCGUGACAGUCACUCUUUCAGGGGAGCCUACGGCCUGGCCAUGAAGGUUGCUAUACCCCCUCCUUCAGUGCUGCAGUUAAACAAGAAAGUUGGAGAUCUGUCCAAUGAACUUGUCAGGCACUUUCUGAUUGAGUGCACCCAUAAAGGAGUGAGGUUGAAAGGAUGUCCCAAUGAGCCAUAUUUCGGGAGUUUGACAGCUUUGGUGUAUCAACAUUCCAUCACUCCUCUGGCACUGCCCUGCAAGCUACUCAUCCCAGACCGAGAUCCACUGGAGGAGAUGUGUGAAACCUCCCCACAGACUGCUGCAAACUCUGCUGCAGAGCUUCUGAAGCAAGGAGCAGCAUGCAACGUUUGGUACCUAAAUUCUGUUGAAAUGGAGUCCCUCACAGGUUACCAGGCAGUGCAGAAGGCUCUGAGUUUAACACUGACUCAAGAGCCUCCUCCCAUCUCUACUGUGGUCCACUUCAAAGUGUCAGCACAGGGCAUCACACUGACGGACAAUCAGAGAAAGCUCUUCUUCAGAAGGCACUAUCCAGUCAAUACCGUUAUUUUCUGUGCUUUGGAUCCGCAGGACAGGAAGUGGAUGAAAGACGGUCCUUCAGCAAAGGUGUUUGGAUUUGUUGCAAGGAAGCAAGGCAGUGCCUCGGAUAAUGUGUGCCACCUGUUUGCAGAGCACGAUCCAGAGCAACCUGCCAGUGCCAUAGUUAAUUUUGUAUCAAAGGUCAUGAUUGGCUCCCAGAAGAAGAAUUGAAAGCCUUCAACUUAGUGCUGUGGACACACUUGCAGGAAAAGUGGCUGUGGUGGAACAUGUGAGGCAGGAGCCACACGGUCUGCACCUAGCUGUGCCCCAGAAAGACGUUCCAUCUGCAUAGCAAUACAGAGUGCCAUCCAUUCUUCAGUAUACAAACAGAUCAUUCAAAACGUUCAUGUUUGGAAUAAAACUGCAGAGAAAUGAAGAAGGGAGAUGGAAACUAUCAAGACACUAAAGUCCAUUUAUGAGCAUAUUUUGGAAGAAAGACUUCAAAGCAAGGCAGCUGAGACCUGAAAUACUUUUUCAUACAUUGCAGUCUUCUGAUUUUUAGCCAUGGGGUAGGGUGGGAAAGAGGCCAUUCACCCAUUCAUUCCAACAUGUUGCUUUUUUGUAUGAAAACCUUUCUAGAAGGGUGUAUGCUCUGAAGUCAGAACUGUGCAUUACAGGGGAAUCUCUAGGUUCCCAACCAUAAUGCAGGAGUUUGUGAGUGGGAUUUGCAAGGGAGAAUCAGCAUGCAGGAGGGGAGUGUGUAACACUCUGACCACUGUCCUCUGCAAACAACCUCUCUAGGCCAUGUUCAAUAAUCUUCCCUAUCUAGGUCCUGAAACCAAUUAAGCCGGUUAACUAGAGGUAAAACAUCAGUGGGGUGCAUUUCUAGGGAAUAAUCAGUUGGUAUUUGAAGGGUUAUAUUAAGUACCCCUCCUGUUUGCUUGUGUUUUCCCUUUAAAGUGCAUUAUUAGCAUUAUCUCAGCAACAUGGGUUUGAGAACACAUCAUUGAUGGCCCAAACAAGCAGGCUAGGACCAUUUGCUCUUUUCCCUUUUGUUUUUAUUCAGCAGUGAUGAAAAUUAAUCUUAAAAUGGAAAGGUGUAAGUUUGCAGAAGAUUGGUGCAGGUUCAUUUGGGAAGGUGCAGAGAGAUAGAGAUGCUUCAGGAGGUUUACUUAGUGCAUGUAAUGUAAAGAAGGCUGUUUAAUUUGUUGGAAGGUAAAUGAAAGGGGACUGGUUUAAAGAAAGGAAAAUGUGAUGUAAUGAAAGUUUGGCAUGUUAUUUUUAUGUUGCUUGUUUAUAUGAAGAAUUAAGCCAGGAAGGUAAUGUUUGGAUGACUGCAGGAUAAAAAUGAGGGGGAAGCACACAAAAGAAUGGUUUUGUAUAAUUUAUAAAUAUAUAUAUAUAUAUCCUUUUGCCAGAUUAUUUAUAGUGUAAAGCAAAUCUCAGUCUGUUGUAUAGAUGUACUUCUGGGCAUAUUUGAGUGUUGAGAGCAUCAUGCAAGCACCAUUCAUGUUGACAGACCUUGUGCAGAAGACACAAGCCUUGUUGACCUGAAGAGAGGCUCUGCUGUUGCUGCUUCUGUUGCUGCAAUAGCACUUGGGGGACUGCUUCUUACAUACACGGCUUUGCACGGAUAUGUAGGCAGUCUUGCUUGUAUUUGCUGCAACAAGGAGCAUUUCAUAGUCUGGCUUUAAAAGCAUCUGGAUUCUUCUUACAGUAAAAGACAUCAUUUUCUACUUUUUAAAAUAAUGGCAGUACUUGAUAAUUAUAUGUUGAAACCCAAUUUGUAUGGAAGUUUUAAAAACUGAUUUAUUUUUUAAAAUCUGGAGUUUAAAAAAUAUAAGGGGGAAAACUAUAUAUUUGGUGCACUUCUCCCAUAUUUUGAGUAUGGUUAUAUCCUGAUUUAACAAUAUGACAUUUCAUGUGACCAAACAAUCCAGUGCAGAGUAUUGCUAUGUUUAUGAAGGCUUUUAAAUGUUUUAUCAUUGACUUUUUAACAGCAUUUGUAACGAUUGCUUGCUUGUGAUAAUUCUUGAGGCCCCUUCAAACCCAGUGGCAUGGUGAGCCACUUCCCCAUGGGGUAAUCUUGUUCUCUGGAGAUAGUGUGUGAAUGAUACAGUCAUGUAGAUCUUUCUACCAUUUGAUUGGCACUUCAUGCCAUUUUGUGUGAGUGACCAAAGAAGGUGUCAGCAGAAGCACAGUUAGAAUACCAUAGCAGCAUUCUCAUUGGCACUACAGGAAGCAGAAAUUUAAAGAAUUGAAUUAGCAGCGUGUGAGGAAAAUUUGUAUAUCAGUGAUGCAAGCUCCAAAUUAAUACAUCAAAAGGCCUGAUGAGGCCCAUGUUGUUUAUGUAUAUGUGGUUUUAUCAGACAUUGGCUGAUGUGAUACUAAGUCAAGCAUUGAAAUGCUCCCUAUUGAACCGUAUUCAGAUUGAAUAAGAGGAGGUGCUGGGAUUCUAUAAUGAGAACCACUGUUAUCUUCUACCACUCCCGCUCACUGCUAUAUAAAACAGGAAUUUCAGAAAUUGCAUACACAGAACAAUUAUUGCCCCGGCUGUAACCUUUGAAAACAAUUUCUAUGGUUUAGGCAAUAGUAGAGCAGAAAUGGGAAAAGAUUAUCUUGGACCAGAGAUCAUACUAUUAAUAAUGAUCACUUUUGUAGAUAAGCUGAGCAUGGAAAGCAUAGCUACCAGUGAAGCAACCAAGGCAAAUGCCUUGCUGUAUCAAUGUAUUACCAGAAAGGUUUGUGUUAUGAAGCAAUCGUGUAUUGCCCUUGAUGGCAGUUAGUUGCCUUAGGUCAAAUGGCCUUAGUCUGAGUUCCAGUUGUUCCUCAGGACCAGUAAAAGUGGAGGAACAUAAACCAACAGACAGCUAGUUUACUGAAUAUUUGGGUACUUUCCAUUUCAAUUUGUCCUCCUGUGUCCAUUCCAGUCCUGUUGUAUUAUUUAGCACCCACAGAGAAUCUGACUUCCAGUUUUAGCCUGCUUUCCAGUAGGCUUAUGAGAUCAGCCAGCAUUUUGUGUAUGUGUGUCCAUGUGUCCCCUCCCCCAUCAACUUCGCAAUGCCUGGACCGAUAUGAACCAAAUCGGGUACAGUUGUAGGGACCCAUAGGGACACCUCAAUGGCGUAGUUUGUGAUGAUGUUAUCCACCAAAUUUGCUACAGCUGUAGGGACACAUAGGGAUGCCCAAAUGGUGUGGUGUGUGUGAUUAUGUCAUCCACUCCAAUUCAAGACGGCAGCCUCUUGAACAUCUGAGGUGCAAGUGGGCUAAUUUGUGGACCACCUAACCUAUUUGAACCAAAUUGGGUACAGCUGCAGUGAGCAACACACAAGGACACCUCAAUGGCAUAGUUUGUGAUCCACCCCAAUCCAAGAUGUCAGACGUGUAAACUUUAGAGGCGCAAAUGGGCUAACUUGUGAACCACCUAACCAAUUUGAACCAAAUUUGCUACAGCUCUAGAGACACAUAGGGACACCUCGCUGGCGCAGUUUGUGAUGAUGUCAUCUACCCCAAUCCAAGAUGGUGGACACAUGAAUGUUUGAGGCGCAAGUGGGCUAACUUGUGGGCUGUCUAACUUGUUUACAUGUUUUAUCUGCAAGACAAAUGCUGGUUUUGAUGGAGCUUGGGGGUUGAGCUCUAGUCAAGGAGACCACUUGAAAGGCCUUGGCUAAAGAGCAGCAAGCUUAUGCUACUUAACUUGUCUUUUUGCCCUCAUAAAAGCCUACUAAAUAGUUCAUUUGAUUUUUUUAGAAGCACAGUGAAACUAGCUCUGGAGUGAGAUGGGGGACUUGGAAACUUCCGUGUUGAGUAAUGGCUAGAAAUGGUAACUGAGGGAGCCUCUCUAGCCUGCAUUGCACCACAAGUUCUGUUUUUGUAAAUGAAACACACACGAAAUAAUUAAGCACAUUACAUAUAGUAGCAUCAUAUAUACAUUCAUAUGACAGGGUUAUGGAAAUUACAGGUCUAAAUAGUGCAAAGAGCACUUUUCCCUUCCAAGAUAUUAAUAAUUGUAUGUAUUCAGUCUCACGAGUAAUGCCAGCAAGUUGCCACAUAUUUAGUCAAGCUCCUAUUAACCUCCUUGUUCAAUGUACUACUGUAAUUCUACAGUAUUAAAGAGAGGCUAUAAGCCACAGGUGCCUUCUACCAGGCAUGGCAGCUGCACAGCCUCCCAUUUCUUUUGGUGGAACUUGUGCAGGACCCAUUUGCAAGCCAUGCCCCCUGGAUUGCACCACAUGUUUUUAUAAUGGAGUUUUUCUUGUUUAUUCAACAGUAUCAAAAUUGUUUAAGUUUCUUUAUUGGCCUUCUAUAUUAGUGUUUUGUGUUUUUUUGUUUUUGCUUUUCUCUCAAAUUUGUAUAGAAAUUUUCCAAUAUGUAAAUGAAUGUUCUAUAAAUUCUUUGUAUAGUCAUUUUCUCUGCUCUUUGAAAUAUCACCUCUAUUCAGAUUCUAAUAAAAAUUAAGAAUUUUAUAUAUCUAUUCCCACAAA